CAGAUACGCUUCGCAUUUCUUUUUCUAAAAAAACAUAUUAGAAUUCCGAUGGGGUUUAGAACCGAAACCAUUGGUAGUAUUUUCGGUUCCACCAUGUUCUUCCUAAUCUUCUUCAUCUUGCUUCUGUCACAGCAUCAUUGUGCUGAAGUUUAUGAAAUAACGCCGUCACAACCAUUUUCACAGACACAAACCCUUGUCUCCCCCAGCCGCAUUUUCGAAUUGGGGUUCUUCAGUCCUAAUGGUUCGGUUAACAAGUACGUGGGGAUAUGGCACACGAACAUAUCUCCGCGUAAAGUUGUAUGGGUUGCCAACAGAGAAAAUCCUAUUGCAGCUUCAGAUACCUUGGCUAAUUUGACAAUUAGCAGCAAUGGGAAUCUGGAGCUUGUAGAUGGGAAGCAGAAUUCUCUUUGGUCAACGAAUAUUUCAGUGCCAUCUAAUGGUUCAGCUGCAGAGCUUUUGGACAACGGAAAUCUUGUCGUAAAAGAUGAUGAUGUCGGAGCUGAUCCAUUGUGGCAGAGUUUUGAUUAUCCUAGUGACACAAUUCUACCAAAUAUGGUGCUGGGAUUCAAUAGUAAAUCCGGAAAGCGCAGUUUAAUGAAAGCCUGGAAAAGUGAGAGUGAUCCAUCAGCUGGCUUGUUCUUGGCUGGACUUUCACGGGACGUUCCAUCACAAGUGUUCAUUUGGAUUAAUGAAUCGAAACCCUACUGGAGAAGUGGGGCAUGGGAUAAAUCCAUGUUCAUCGGGGUACCGGAUAUGGAUGGUCAAUAUCUAAGUGGAUUCACUCUAAAUGCUGAUGUGAACCAGGGAACAAAAUAUUUUUCUUAUAGGUUUUUUGACAAUACGCUUUCAUAUUUUGGCAUCUCUUCGGACGGAGUACUGAGUCUUAAGCUUUCGGACAAUGGCAGCAACUGGUGGCUAAGCUGGGAGGCACUGGUGAAUCCAUGUGAAAUUUAUGGAACAUGUGGAGUUAAUGGUGUCUGCAAAGGUUCUGAAUCUCCAAAUCCAAAUUGCGAGUGUUUGAAAGAGUUCGAAAUGGAAACACGACUGGAGGAUGAAGGAAAGCCAGUAAAGCUAAUUGCCAGCGUCACUGCUGUUGGUUUUAUCAGUAUCUUGAGUGCCAUAGAAAAAACAAAGUUAAUGCAGUUGAAUCAUACAAGUGAUCAUUCAGGUGACAAUCUUCAAGAAUACAUAAGAAAACAUGAUCCGUCGGAGCUAUUCAUCUACGACUUUGACAGCAUAUUAACUGCUACAAACAAUUUCAGCACCACGAACAAACUCGGGGAAGGAGGUUUCGGCCCUGUUUACAAGGGUAAGCUACAAGAAGGGAAGGAAACAGCCGUAAAAAGACUAUCCAGUAGCUCGGGGCAAGGCAUGGAGGAGUUCAAGAAUGAGAUGCUGUUGAUCUCCAAACUCCAACACAAGAAUCUUGUUAGGAUCAUGGGCUGCUGCGUCAAAGACGAUGAAAAGUUACUGAUUUAUGAAUUCAUGCCGAACAAAAGCUUGGAUACUCUUCUAUUUGAUCCUAAGUGCAGAGAAGAGCUUGAUUGGGCUACACGCUUCAAUAUUAUCCAGGGAGUUGCUAGAGGAUUUCUUUACCUCCACCACGAUUCCUGUUUGAAGGUAAUCCAUAGAGAUUUGAAGGUUAGAAACAUUCUCCUAGAUGAGAAUAUGUGACACGCCCCAACCUGAUAUACCCAAAUACUAGGAUGGGCAUGUGUUGGCCGACACGUGAGAGUGUCGAAGCCAUUUUAAACAUGCAAACAAUAAGAUAAAUAAUUAGAAAGAAACAUGUCGACGCGGAACAUGUUCAGAGCAUACAACUAAUCAAGGAAUACAUGAAAGAAUUACAAUAAAAUAUAUGAAUAAAGGAGUGGUUCUACACUGGAAAGACUCGAAGAUACCUACGUAAAGAUGCCCUAACGCCGGGAUCAUGUGCCUCGAACCUAAAUCCUGAAGGGGGCGCAAAACAGAAAAGGUGAGUGGACCAAAGUUUAUAAUAAUACUAAUAAUACGAAAACCAUUUUAAUUUAGAACAUAAU
Messenger RNA from Malus domestica (apple), 2039 nucleotides. NCBI's taxonomy places the organism in Eukaryota, Viridiplantae, Streptophyta, Magnoliopsida, Rosales, Rosaceae. The record is from RefSeq and is a predicted model, not a curated record.